GAUCUACUACCUCAUCCAAAGAAGAGGAGGAGGAGGAGGAGGAGGAAGAGGAAGGAGGAGGAGGAGGAAGAGGAAGGAGGAGGAGGAGGAGGAGGAGGAGGAGGAAGAGGAGGAAGAGGAAGGCGGCGGAGGAGGGGGUGAGGAGCAGCAGGAAGGAGGAGGAGGAGGAGGAGGAAGGAGGAGGAAGGAGGAGGAGGAGCAGGAAGGAGGAGGAGGAGAGGAGCAGGAAGGAGGAGGAGGGAGGAGGAGGAGGGGGAAGGAGGAGGAGGAGGAGGAAGAAGAGGAGGAGGAGGAGGAGGAGGAGCUUCCACUACAAUAGGCAUAAAGGCAUGAUUGGUACCACAAAGUUCACUACAUUGACCAUAGUAAACUCCUCCUCGUUUGAUAAAGAUGGAAGUCUGAUUUAAAUGACCAGGUACGGCAUCACAUUUGACACCUAAGGAAGGUAUUGCCCAACUGUGAAGUACAUCAACAGAUGUUAUAAUCAUACGUAAAUGAGUUUUGGCUGGUACAACCACUCGAUUAUCUACUUCUAAUAAACGUAAUUGACCCAA
Messenger RNA from Chara braunii, 554 nucleotides. The record is from the annotation of a GenBank genome assembly. Lineage: Eukaryota; Viridiplantae; Streptophyta; Charophyceae; Charales; Characeae.